GGCAGGACACCGUGCACCGUCCUACAGCCCAGCUCAUCCUCGGGACGCCUGGCCUCGCGGGCCGCUCCUCCCGGCACCAUGGACCCUGCUCAGCCCCUGGGGCUGUUGCUCCUGCAGCUGCUCCUGAUCCAAGCCGCUUGGGCGCUCACAGGAAAUAACGCAGAGGUCUGCCUCCUGCCCCUGGACGAAGGGCCCUGCCGGGCCCAAAUUCCCAGUUACUACUACGACAGGUACACGCAGAGAUGCCGCCAGUUCAUGUACGGGGGUUGCGACGGCAACGCCAACAAUUUCGAAACCUGGGAGGCCUGUGAUGAAGCUUGCUGGAGGAUAGAGAAAGUUCCCAAAAUUUGCCGGUUGGAAGUCAAUGAGAACCAGUGUGGGGAAUCCAUGGAAGAGUAUUUCUUCAAUCUAAGUUCCAUGACAUGCCAAAAAUUCUCAGUUGGUGGAUGUCAACAAAAUGAGAACCGGUUUUCAGAUGAGGCUACUUGUAUGAACUACUGUGCACCAAAGAAAACAAGGCCAUCAUUUUGCUCCGAUCCAAAAGAUGAGGGCAUGUGCUCUGCUAAUGUGACUCGCUACUAUUUUAAUCAAAGACACAAAGCCUGUGAGGCCUUCAUUUACACUGGCUGCGGAGGAAAUGAAAAUAACUUUGUUAACAAGAAAGAUUGCAAGCAUGUUUGUGCAAAAGCCUUGAAGAAGGAAAAGAAUAAGACGAUGCCAAAGCUUCCCUUUGUCAAUAGAAUCCUCAAAGUUCGGAAGAAGCACUUUUAAGCAAUCAUUGUGUCUCACCUCGUCAAUGCUUAUUUGCCUUUAUGGGUAUAUGUGAAAAAUAAUAUGGUAGCAUGAGGAAAUAAACCAGUGAUCUAGUCAUCAGUUUUUAUUAAUACAAGUCACUUUUGGUGUACUUCUUAGAUAUAACUAGCUGCUAUUCAAAUGUGAAUCUGUCAUUUUUAAUUUACUAUUCAAUCAUUUAUGAGAUGGAAUCCAUAUAGAUCAUACGAAAUAAAAGCAAAAAUACAAAAGUAAAUAUGACUCACCCAGGUCCUGGGGUUGCUAUUCCUGAUUUUAGAAGAAGACUGUAACUGAAAUAACCUCAGACAAUAUACUCAUACGCUUUUAACAUAUCUGAGCAUAAGAAGGGCUAGCAAGUAAUAUUUCAUUUUGCAUUCAAAAGUUUGGGUUUUAUUUUAGUUCCCAAAAGACAAGGUUGCAGAUUGACCAACACUUUCAAAAAUAUUCUAAGGGCUGUGAUGUAGACACUAUUAAUAGCACUCCGAUUUUUACUUUUAUUUGUAUUUUAUUUCAGUGUGAUGAAUGAAUAAAGAGAUUUAUUUAAAAGAUAACUUUUUAAUGGAUUUAAAAGCCAGUCAUUUUAUUAAACUAGAAAUGCUCUCUUCUGGGGGUUGUGGGGAAGAUAUCUCUUUCUAUCUCUUUAUUUCUCUCUGCCUAGGUCACUCACAUGUAUGUGUUCAUGUAUCCAUAUCCAUAAAUAGUUUUAAAAAGUC
Messenger RNA from Otolemur garnettii (small-eared galago), 1505 nucleotides. RefSeq names its product tissue factor pathway inhibitor 2 (gene TFPI2). Gene Ontology annotation, cellular component: extracellular region. Gene Ontology annotation, biological process: negative regulation of peptidase activity. The transcript has 5 exons. Gene Ontology annotation, molecular function: serine-type endopeptidase inhibitor activity. The record is from RefSeq and is a predicted model, not a curated record. Lineage: Eukaryota; Metazoa; Chordata; Mammalia; Primates; Galagidae. The coding region runs from base 79 to 771 and encodes 230 amino acids.